This is a messenger RNA of Uloborus diversus, 1253 nucleotides long. RefSeq names its product very-long-chain (3R)-3-hydroxyacyl-CoA dehydratase-like. NCBI's taxonomy places the organism in Eukaryota, Metazoa, Arthropoda, Arachnida, Araneae, Uloboridae. The record is from RefSeq and is a predicted model, not a curated record. Bases 1 to 1245 code for a protein of 414 amino acids. The transcript is spliced from 11 exons. Gene Ontology annotation, biological process: fatty acid elongation; very long-chain fatty acid biosynthetic process; sphingolipid biosynthetic process. Gene Ontology annotation, cellular component: endoplasmic reticulum membrane. Gene Ontology annotation, molecular function: 3-hydroxyacyl-CoA dehydratase activity.
AUGGGAAAGAAUGCUGAGAAAAAGCACGAGGCGCAGCAGUUGCUGCCAAAAAACAACGCGAACAUGGCUAAAUCAGCAGCUGAAAGAAAAAGAGAGCAAAGGGAGAGACUUAAAGCUAGUAAUAAAUUUCAAUCCUUUAAAGAAAAUGAAACCAAAAAACAGAAGAGUAGGCGUAUAGCAAAGAAAAAGUCAAUAACCAUUGAUGAUAAAGAAGCUCUACGAGCUCCUGUAAUUAAUGCUGAUGAAAAUUCUAUGGAAUUUACAGCCCAUGGAAUUGGUGCAAAUGAAGGUAGAAAUGAAUAUUUCUUUAAAUUUGUGUUCUUCAGAAAAAUUGAUUCAAAUAUUCAAGUUUCAAUGAAGCAAAUGGCAAUUGAAAUUUUGAUCAAUAAAAUAGAGCCUGAAUGGUGGCCAAGGCUAACUCAAGAUUCUUAUAAACCUGCCUGGUUGAAAUUAGAUUUUGAUAAGUUGAAAACAGAUGAUGAAGAAGAGGAUGAAGAGCUUAAUACACCAUCUUAUGAUGCCGAUCGAACUUUAUCACGCAUGCAUCAUCGAAAGAAAAAAUAUCAAACAAGAGUGGAAGAGUUCAGAAAAAUUUACCUAUUCUUGUAUAAUUUAUCCCAAUUCAUUGGUUUUUUGUAUGUUCUAAUUGUUCUCAGCAUCCAUUAUGCUAAAGAUGGUCCAUCAUUUAUGGGAAAAGCAUACCCUAUUGUAAAGAAUGCCUUUAGUUUUUGUCAGUUCUUUCAAAUAUUGGAAGUACUUCAUCCAUUCCUUGGCUACACAUCUGGAAGUGCCAUACCACCAUUUUUACAGGUUUUUGGACGAAUGGUGAUGCUGAUAGGAAUGAUCAAUGGUGAACCUCGUAUACAAUCAAAACCAGCUGUUUUUUAUCUCAUCUACAUAUAUUCACUAAGUGAAGUGUUUCGGUAUCCUUAUUACAUGCUUCGGGUUUAUAAAGUAAACAUUGGUUUCAUUAGCUGGCUGAGGUAUACCAUCUGGAUACCAUUGUAUCCUCUUGGGUUUCUCUGUGAAGGUAUAAUCAUUCUGAGAAACAUACCAUACUUUGAAGAGACACAGAAAUAUAGUAUUUUUCUUCCCAAUCCAUGGAAUAUUUCCUUUUAUUUUCCCACAGUUAUGAGGCUUUAUUUAUUAAUUGGAUUGUUUCCUCUUUUAUACUUUAUGAUGACAUACAUGUAUCGGCAGAGAGUUAAAAUUCUGUGCAGUGAUCGAAACUUAAAAAGAGAUUAGAAUUCAAG